CAACGGUUAUUCCAAGUUAAGCCUAUCUUUACCCAGAACUUUUGUGAGUUUGCAACGGUUAUUUCAAGUUAAGCCUUUCUUUAGGUAGAGCAUUCUAUCCUGAUUUAGAAUGUGCUUCUAAACGUCAAUAUGAAGAAAAGACACAGGUUAUUCUGCUCCAAAUAAGGCCGCCAAAAUUUCUUCUUGGAUAUCAGCAGUGCCCGCCACGGGCCCACUACCGACAGGGCACGUGGCUCCUCCACCCUUAGCUCCUCCAGACCUCAAUGGCUCUGAAGACGAUGAUUCCAAGGACUCUAGUGGAGGUGGUAAAAAUGACCUCUCCUCCUCGGACGCUGAGGGUGUGUGGAGCCCCGAUAUUGAACAGAGUUUCCAAGAAGCUCUGGCCAUUUAUCCUCCUUGUGGCCGGAGAAAGAUUAUCCUCUCAGAUGAAGGCAAAAUGUAUGGUCGUAAUGAGUUGAUAGCCCGCUAUAUAAAAUUACGAACUGGAAAGACGCGUACUAGAAAGCAAGUCUCUUCUCACAUUCAAGUACUAGCCAGGCGGAAAGCUCGAGAAAUACAAACCAAACUAAAGGUGCAUCAGGAUCAAACUUCAAAAGAAGCUGCUGUGCAGUCGAUGUCCUCCAUGUCAUCUGCUCAGAUCGUCUCCUUAUUUUACUCACAGGACCAAGCUGCCAAGGAGAAGGCCCUCCAGUCACUAACGUCCCUCUCAUCCGCCCAAAUUGUCUCCGCCACUGCCAUCCACAACAAGGCCGCUGGGCUCGCAUCACUCGUACCUCCCGUCAACUAUAGUGGAACGCCUGUAAGCAAGUUCUGGCAACCCGGUAUUACUCAAGCUGGAACUUCAGAAGACAUUAAACCAUUUGCUAGUCAGCCUUAUGGAAUAGGGCACAAACCACCUGUAACCGUUCCCGCCUCUAGUGUUGAGCUCCUUAGUCCGCCAUCACCCUGGGAGGGAAGAGCGAUUGCCACUCACAAGUUAAGGCUUGUUGAGUUGUCCGCCUUCAUGGAGCAGCAGAGGGAUCCUGAAAAUUAUCAAAAACAUCUAUUUGUACAUAUAGGAGGCCUGCCAAGUUAUAGUGAUCCUUUAUUAGAAGCUGUUGCCAUUCGGGAAAUCUAUGAUAAAUUUCCUGAGAAGAAAGGUGGUCUGAAAGAGCUUUAUGACAAAGGUCCACAAAAUGCUUUCUUCUUAAUUAAAUUUUGGGCAGACCUUAAUACAAAUAUUGAAGAUGAAGCAGGUGCUUUUUAUGGAGUCAGUAGCCAGUAUGAAAGUAAUGAUAACAUGACUAUCACCUGCAGUACUAAAGUUUGCUCAUUUGGGAAAAAUGUAGUGGAGAAAGUUGAAACGGAGUAUGCAAGAUUUGAAAAUGGAAGGUUUGUGUACAGGAUUCAUCGAUCUCCCAUGUGUGAAUAUAUGAUAAACUUCAUCCACAAGUUAAAACAUUUGCCAGAAAAAUAUAUGAUGAAUAGUGUGUUAGAAAACUUUACAAUUUUACAGGUAGUGACAAACAGAGAUACUCAAGAGACACUGUUGUGUAUAGCAUAUGUUUUUGAAGUUUCAACGAGUGAGCAUGGAGCCCAGCAUCAUAUCUAUCGACUCAUCAAAGACAUUUAAUUUCGUCCACAAAAAUAAUCAUUGUCGAACAUCACUUCGAGUGCCUCUCUUUGAAACGGUUCAUUGCCUUGUAAAUAAUCAUCAAUCUCAAUGACUUCUGAAAGUGAUUAUUUAAAUCACUUGUUAUCAACAUAGUGACUUAUUUUUACAUGUUUAGAAGCAGCAUCUAUAUGUUUUUAAUUGUAAAAAAAAAUAUUAAAAAAAAUACAAAUUUUUUCAUUCCUCAUCACAAGCAUCGAGCAGCCACGCUUUUAACUGCUCAGAAUAAAAGACAUUCACAUUUUUGGACGAACACCAUUGUACAUAUUUUUGUAUUAGAUUUUUUUAUUAUUAUUUUUUUUUUCUGUUCAAGUUUUAGCUGUAUCUUUCAACUGUUGAUUUUAUGCUCUAAAAAAAGAAUUGUCCACAAAAAGUUUCUUGGCAGCUAAAAUAGUACAUUUUUAAUGUUUUAAAACUGGUCUGGUUAAGGCAAAAUUCAUUUUAUAGAAAUUUGAUCAAAAUGCCAGGAUCAAAAAAAUUGAGUGAAAUUUGUUGUAAUAUAUACCAUGCAGUAAAUUAAUGAAGGGAAUUUUAAUAUAGUGUGAUUCGCCUUUAGUAUUAAAAUUUGUUUCUAGUUGUAAGUUGAAUGUAUCAGUAUUUUUAAUUCAAGAGUUUUAUUUAGUAAAAAUAAAAUUCUCAUACAUUGGAUGACUUAUAAAACACUUAUACUGCCUAAUAUAUUCAACUUUUAACCUCUUUUGUUUAAUUUUCUAUAAAGCUUUUAGUGAUUUUGCUGAAGAAUAAUGGACCAAAGAUUUAUUAUAAAAUAUUGAAGCAAUAUUUGAAUUUUAUAAUUUUAAUAAUAAUUCAUUACACUGAU
Messenger RNA from Parasteatoda tepidariorum (common house spider), 2471 nucleotides. RefSeq names its product TEA domain transcription factor 1 homolog scalloped (gene sd). Gene Ontology annotation, cellular component: transcription regulator complex. Lineage: Eukaryota; Metazoa; Arthropoda; Arachnida; Araneae; Theridiidae. Gene Ontology annotation, molecular function: DNA-binding transcription factor activity, RNA polymerase II-specific; RNA polymerase II cis-regulatory region sequence-specific DNA binding. Gene Ontology annotation, biological process: hippo signaling; embryonic organ development; regulation of transcription by RNA polymerase II. The record is from RefSeq and is a predicted model, not a curated record.